UGCUCAUUAAAAUUUGAUUAUGAUUUUCUUAGCUGUCAUUUUCUUACUUGUAUAGACUUGAGUUAAUUUGUCAUUGUUUAUAUUUCCUUAUCUGUUUCAGUUACCCUUUUCUGGCUCAGGAAAGCUGACCUGACAGAGACUAGGACAGGAAGGUUCCAUCUUCUGUUCUUACUGGUCCUGCUUUGUGCUAUUUUGAUGAUCCACAUUUAUUUGAAGGGCAUAGUUGGGCUAUAGAUUUGACAUGUAAGAGGACAGGCUUCAGUAAGUCUUUCUGAAGCCCUCUAGCAUACCAUGAAGAUCCUACACAUGCUCUGGACAGAUUGAGGUGCUUAACUUACAUUCCAGAGACCUCUGAAGAACAAAGCCGUCACUGCACUAUGAGUGAAAGCAAGCAGGUCCUUGGAGAACGUGCUGCACUAGCUAACUGUGAAUUAAGCACAGAAGAAAACUGACUGUUGGAACAGUGGAGAAGUGCUCACGGUUGACCUUGCUGGAGUCUGGAGAAUGGAGAUCUCAGAGUUGGUGGAAGGGACUCGGUGAAGAUUGCAGGCCACAGAGGAUGCAGACCUGAACUGUUUCUGAUAUCUUCCCCUGAUCUCCCAUACAUAUAGUGGCAACGGGCCAAGCAGCAUUACUGCAGCCUGCAGGCCAAUGGAUGAACUGGACAAUGAUUUUAAAGAAUUGUGGGCAAAUCUUUUGGGUAGGGCGAAGAAAAAAGCUGAGGAUGCUGAGGCAGCCAAGAGGGUUCAGAACAGGACAAAGAACACUGCGACAAGAAGCAAAUUAAAAAGAGGCAAAGCUGCUGCUAAGAGCCAAAACCAUCAUUGCUUUCCAGUAGCGAAGGGGAGAGACUUGCCUCAAAACUUGGGUCCUAAGGAGCAAACAGGGGUGCACAAAGAAGAUGGUGAUGCUGUGGCCUGUACUAGUGGUGGGACCACUGCCAGCCAGCUAAGUGCAGUGGCCAGUGACUCUACCCAGAGGACUCUGACAGUGAGUGCUCUGAGUGGCUGCUCCCAGACUACGUUAUCCUUCCAUUCUGCUACGCAACCAGAGACCUGCUCUUCACCCAUCUUGAAGACACCGCUGCUGUCCGGGUCUAAGGUGCGGGUAGCAGAGCUGGUAGUGGAGAGAAUGCAGCAGUUCAAGAGAGUGGCACCUGAGCAGCUAAAACACAGCAUGGAUGAUAGCUUGCCAAAGGCUGUAGCCAGUGGAGAUUUCCAUGAUGAACACCAGGAACAGAACCCAUCAGAGAAUGAUACCCACGAUCUGCCUUCCACUGACUUGUUUUUUUGUCAGAUCUGCCAGAAGGAUCUCUCAGCCAUGAACACAACACGACGAGAGCAGCAUGUUAACAGGUGCCUGGAUGAGAUGGAAGAAGCACAGAUGUCCUCCUCUAGCAAACCACCAGUCCCUGAAUGUCCCAUCUGUGGGAAGCAGUUCCAAACUCCACAGAGCCGAGCCACUCACUUGAAGCGCUGUGCUGUUGAGAUGGAUGUUCCUCCUAAGCUACUGCUUCAGGCAGUGCAGUUGCAAGUGUCCACACUCGGUAGCGCACCUCUUCAGUAUCCCAGCAAUCAACCGAGCAGGUCAAAGCGAAAAGGAUCCUCCAAAGAGGACUCAAAGAAAAAGCAGAAGAGGGCCAAAAUAGAGACUAAGGAUGAAGAUUUGCAGGUUGCUAUGGCAAUGUCACGCUCUCUGUUGGAGCAAGAAAAGCGGGAACAAGCAAAAUCAGUUACAAAUGUGAAACCAGUGGUUGCUUUGCCAAUCAAAUGGAAGCCAGGAUCAGAGAAGAAAAGGCGUAAAAGAGGCCCAGCUGCACCGCCACCAUUACUGCUUCAGGAUCCAGAGACAGCCCGCAAAAGGAUCGAAGAGCGAGUAGCCAUGCUGCUUGCACAAGAGGUGGAAUUCCCUCCCACCCCUCGGCUUCCCACUAGUAGGAUUUUGGAGGAUGGAUCUGGGAAUGCAGCCUGGCUCAUGCCAUUGCCCAAAAACAAGGACUGCUUUUUAUGGAAUUGCAGUGCUCUGACAGGACCCUGUGACCCUGAAUUGUUCUACACUGCUGGAUUAACCCCUCCAAUUGUACCUUGGAAGCCUGUGCAGAAUUGUAAGUCAGAGACCGUUCUGCUAUCGGUGGGAUCUGAUCAACCAGAAGAAUCCCAGCAACUUCAGCCUGACCUGAGUGCUCGUGAUCCCCCUUCUGUAGAGGCUGGAGGCAAAACUUUUGACGAAUCCAAGUCAGGCCCUGAAGGAGAUGGACAGUUUUUAUCUCAGAGGCAGAAGGAUAUUCAGACCCUGCAGGACCUGGUUGAGUUGGCCAGGGAAGGCCUUACUCUUACUCAGUGGAACCUUGAUGUUAACCAAGUUCAGGAAGCAGAGCAGUCAAGAAAAAAAUCGACUUCCAGUGAUACUCCACUUAGUGGCUUCGUCCCUCCAUCCAAAGAGAAGAGAUUUCUGAGAAGCAGCUGUAAGAGCUCCUCCCUCAGGUUGCUGGCUGCAGAUUUCAGUACAAUGGUCAACAACCCCCACUUGAGUGAUGUCCAGUUUCAGGUGGACUCUGGGGAAAUCUUUUAUGCCCAUAUGUUUGUGUUGUAUGCACGGUGUCCUCAGGCUGUUCAAAUCGUUCACAGCGAAGGGUUCUUAGUAGAGGAGGAUGGGAACGCGCAGACACGCCGCGUGCUGCUGAGUGACGUGACAGGAGAGGCAGCCUGUACGUUCCUGCGAUACCUUUAUGCUGCUGAUGCUGACGUCCCUGCCAGGAUGCUGCCUCAGCUGGGGGCUCUGGCUGCCAGGUUUGGUGCAAGGGAACUGAUGGCCAAGUGUGAAAUCAGCACUGGAGAAAGCCAGGUGUCUUCUGGAGUAGAUUCAGAGGAUGAUCUUAUCUCUGUGAGGGAUGACAAAGAUUGUGAGAACAGAGCUGAGAACUUCCAAGAGCUCUUGAAGUCAGUGUGGGUGGGUGAAGAUGAGGAAGAAGAGGCUGUGCUGAACCCUGAAUGCCAGAAGGAAGAUGACAAUGGGGUGGGUGAACAGGAGCUGGAGGAAAUCUAUGAGUUUGCUGCAACUCAGAGAAAGAUGGUUCAAGGUGAAACAGAGAUGAGUGAAGGCACAGAUUACAGCAUCUGCAAUGAUACUGAGGCAGCCCAAGGUGUGAACGAGCACCCUGAGAAAGAAGAGGCAAAGAGGUCUGAAUCUGCUUUGAUAAGCCCUGACUUCAAAGAUCUGAGGGAAGACAAUGACGUGGAAAGAUCCAGAUGUGACUUGCCUGAACAAGAAGAGAAAACGCAGAAUGUAAAUAGGUGCAAAAAUGUGAAUGCCACACAAAUCACUUCUGUGCCUUGCCAGGAUGAACCUCAGAAACGGGGUGUAGUAUCCCAUGGUACCACCGCUAAUGAAGGAGAGACAAUUAGGAGAUGUGAAGGUGGGAAAGACUCCAAGUCAUCUCAGGUCUCACGUGAUGUGGAAGGAGAAGACCACUGGGAAAAACAGUUGACUAGCUCCCACAGUGACACUGAUGUGAAUGAAAAUUACGAAUGCUUAUUUUCUGCAAACCAGAGAGAAUACUGUGAGCCUUCCCCAAUGAAAGAAGUGAUCAAAGAGUCAGGAAAGGCUUUGAGCGAAAAACAUGUUGAUCUUAAUGAUUUGCUUACAUGCAGUAAGUCACAAAAAGAUGUCGCUCCACAUAGAAAUGGUUUUUGUGGCAGUCCUCCUCCCAAACCUUAUAUGCCCCUUUUUCCUGCUCUUGGCUCUUCACCUAUGUCUCCAAAAUCAAAUAGGAAAUUUCCCAGAGAAGCAAAAACACCAAAGCAAAACCGAAUUAAAAAAUCAUUCCCAUUUCACGAAAUACCCUUCCAGAAAGCCAACAGGCUGGACGUUACAGCACGAUGUGAGAACACAGAGAGCAGAAUUUCUCCAGAAGAGCUUUCCCACGCUGAUUUAAACAAGCAUAAAUGUGUUUCAGUUUUGUCAUCGCCAGUCAGCAGAACUCAGGAUGUUGCAGUUCAGGGGGAAAAAGAGGCUGACGUUAUUGUUUUAUCUUCUGGUGAUGAAAUGGAGUUAGAACAAGAGAAGUCACCAGAGUCAGGCUCUCCCCUGAAGAAAAUGGAAAUCCCUGGGGAACUGAAAUGCGCUAGUGUAGAACAAGGUCCUGAGAUAACAAAACCUGAACAUAACUUGUCAUCAGGUACUGAAACAGAGCAGAGAUCAUCCCAGGUCUUGUGUGGUAUUACAAAUGCAGUACAUACAAAUAACGAUGUAAAGAUGUCCACAGAGUUGCCUUUCAGCAGCCAAGUAGGUGCUUGCAUAGAGAGCAAACAGAGUCUGAACCUGAACCGUGAAGAAGGGCUUGCUCACGAGGAGUCUUCGGGUGUGGACAGCUCCUGGCUAGUGCCGGACACACCACUUCUGAGCAAAAGCAGAAAUUUCUCAACACAGACUGAGGUCACAAGUAUUAAGUGUAUAAAGAGUCCAAGGUCUAAACUCCGGACAAAGAGCUUAGCGGUAGAUAACAGUGACCAUGAAAUGCCUUGCAGUUUCAUAAAAGUUCCUGAAACAACAUUGUCAGACAAACAAUUGCCUAUAGAGAACUCAGUCAGUGAAAGGAACCCUUCCAGCAGCCCAGCAACAGGAGCAUUUUCCAUGGACACCCCACCAGUUUCUACAGUGGAUCCAGUUCUCUCCCCUGGCUACACCAGCAUGAAAAGGAAAUGUGCCAAGAGCUCAUCUAUGUCCAAACCUGUAUCUCCACACCAUGAGCGGUUAUUGGAAGAUGAAGCAGACACCAGUGUGUUUGAGAUAAAGGACAGUGAGGGGGAAAAGGAAACAAGUCUACUUUCUUUGAGUAGUAGUGUCUUGCUCGGUGAUGAGCCCCCAAUCCCUGUUGAUGACUGCUGGCAUGCUGAAUAUCUGUCACCAGUCAGAGGUAACGGCCAGAACUCCAGCCGGGUUGACUGUGCAAGUGCCAGCACUGCCAGCAGCCCCAAACCUGACUCUUGGCCUGACCAGUGGGAGAGCCCAGUCCAAGCACAGGGAAUUAAGGGCAGUACCCCUCUUCGAGGACAUCCUGGUGACAGAAGAACAACUUUGCUUCAUCUUGAAAAGAGUCCUGUUGAGGCAUGUUCAUCAGUGGGGAGUAGACUAAGUUACCUGAACUCCAAACUCUGGGAUGAUUGGGAUGGAGAAGAAGAGGGAGAUGAACUUCCAGAGGUGCUUCCUCUGUCUCAGAGGGUGUCAGCUGCAGCAGGUGCCUGUCAGACAGAGCCUGUAAAGACUCCUGAACCUGCCUGUCAGGAGAGGGACAAGCCUCCUGAGACUCCCAUGACACCAAUGCCAGCUUACUCCAUCAUGGAGACCCCAGAGCUGAAGAAGGAGUUGAGCAGAUUUGGAGUUCGUCCUCUCCCAAAACGCCAGAUGGUGUUAAAACUGAAGGAGAUAUUCCAGUAUACUCACCAGGACAUGGACGCUGACUCGGAGGAUGAAAUCCCAUCUUCCCAGCCUCCCUUACAGAAGUCCCCAGCCAAACGCUCUAGGAAGUUGAAGGCAGACCGGACUGCAGGUGGAAAGCGUGCCAAAGCCUCAAAUGCUGUCAGGAAAAAGAAGCAGGCUGUUACAGCUUCCUCAGCGCUUGCUGCGGAGAGUGCUGGUGAUGACUUGGUUGGACCCCCUGUUGAAACAGGCUAUGCAGGAGGUAAGGAGGGACUAGAAAAGACAUAUCAGUCCAGAGGAGCCAGAGAGCAGAAGAGGUCAACUGUAUCUCCAGAGAGGGGCUCUCUGGCAGCUGAUGAUGAAGAACUGAUGCUCUCAGCAUCUCAGGAAUCUGCAACUUCUUCACUGGAUGGAAGCGACAUCUCUUUUGGGUCACACAGUUCUUUUGCCAAUGAAUUUGAGGCCUGUGCUUUUGGGUCUGAAGAGGAGGAAGAGGAGCUUCCAGCUUCUCAGGCAGCAGCCCAGGAGGCAGAUAAGCUGGAGGCAGUGAGGAACUACAUCCGUUCAAAUGAAGCCCUGUACAACAAGAUCCUCUUUUACGAGCCACUUGAGCUGGCUGUACUGCACUCAGAGCUGAAAGAGAACGGCAUUAAGAUUGCCAAAGCAAAGCUGCUGGACUUUUUAGAUGCUCACUGUAUCACCUUUACCACAGCUGCAGCCCGGAAAGAGAAGGAACAGAAAGGAAAGGGGAACAAAAAACGGAGGAGACGAUACUGAACGGAGCCCCCUCCUCCAUUUCAAGAGUCUUGUACAUCGGCACCCUCCUGAUAAGCUGGAAACCCUGUUCCACACCGGUGCCUGAUUUGCUCGUGUGAUUGGUGGGUGUGCUGCUCCUCCUUGUGGCCUGUUGUCCAGAUGACACGCUGGAGAAUGGAUCUGAACUGAGCUCCUGCUCCCACGCUGUCUGCUCUGAGUUGCACGAACUUCUCCUGUUGCUGCGUUGCUUUCUGCACAGAGUUUAACCGGAGCCUCUGUUCAUCUCCCCUGGUUUUCCAACUCCUUGCCUUAUCCUUUCUUUCCAUUUUUCUAAUAAAUUUUAGGUCUCCGAUUUUUCUUCCUUUUGGUGCUUCCAGAGGCAGGUGCUUCCUCCAGGGACACUUGCCAAGGCCCUUGCCCUGGGCUUGGGCUGUGAGGUGCUUCAUCGGUCAAGUUCCAGUAUUCAGUAGAAUAACCUGCCUGCAAGAAACCAAUCGCUUUGCCCCUGUGUAAAGCACUGACUGUUUGGACCCCAGUGACUUACGGUCUUCAUUUAUUCAGUGUGCGUUUUGCCCUGCUGAUUGUUAAGGCAGGAAGCACUGUGGAAAUAAGAGGCUUCUCUCUUGCCCUUAGUUCAAUUUGUGGUCUCUGGUUAAACUCCUAAAUCCAUGUUUCUUAAGCGGCUGCAAAACAAUGCAGCUGUUUUUCCAGUAUAUUUUUUGAUGGCUCCCGAAAGUGCCCUCCGACACCAGAUAUUGUGUGAAAGCUUUCUGGAUUCCAAAAUUCAGCUGUUUGUGUUCACUUGCAUGCUGGGAUCUGUGUUAAAGAUAUCAUCUGCUCCAUUUUCUGAGGGCUGUGUUACCUUCUCAUUGUAGCCUGACUACGUCCAUCCUUGACAGAGAUUUUUUUUAAGAAGACAGUAUUAUAGUGACCACUGGAUCUUUUCAGCACUUCUUUUAUCCUGAUCUAAACCCACUUCCUUGACCAAUCUCAUUUCCAACCUGGACUGAUCUUAAUUUGUGAACAACAUCUGGAACUCCUGGGGAAGUCUUCGACCCUAAAGUGUCAUCUUUUACGUAUUGAAUUUCAUGAGCAAUUCCGACUUUCCUGUCUUUUGAGAGUUUUGAAUCUGAAAAGGGUCUCACUCAGCAAAAUGGCCACAACGCUUUUAAAAAAGAAGUCAGAUUUCUAAACAUAUUUAUGUAUUUUGGAACAUAUAAAUAUUUUCUAUUUUUGAUACAAUAUAGCCUCAGUUUUAUUUGAUUUAUGUAAUAUACAAUAAACAAUUUGUAAGGUACUAAUGAUAAACUAUAACAAGUAAUGUCUUACAAGAGACUGGGAGGGAUUCUAAGUCGCAGUACCGGGUCUAGUCAGGAGCAGUGUGCACCUAGCACUGGCUAAAACCCUCAGCAGAGAACU
Struthio camelus australis is the source of this 7593-nucleotide messenger RNA. The record is from RefSeq and is a predicted model, not a curated record. NCBI's taxonomy places the organism in Eukaryota, Metazoa, Chordata, Aves, Struthioniformes, Struthionidae.